AUGGCCAGGAUGUCUCGUCUUCCCCGUUACGCGCUGAAUCUCGCCCUAUUUCUGGUCUUCAUAUCUGGAGAAUUCAGCCUGAAAGACUUCAUUGAAAUCGUUGAUUCAGGAAGAAGCCUCAAGAAGAUACUUGUUACCGCCGGCCAGAUCCUGUACUACUUGGUCGUAGCUAUCGUCAUCAAUGGUGCAAAUAAUAUCCGAGGCCUUUUUUGGCCUUUCAGUGCUCUCAUUACUAUUACCCUGUGGCUUAUAUUCGGCCACUCCUGCGAGGCUUGCGAUGAAGUGUACAAAAUCUGGCUUUCUGCACCCUCGAACAAUGUAUUUAGUUGCAUUUGGUAUUUCGUGACGACAGUCGAGCACCAGGUUCUUUUUGUUGUCAUUAACUUAACGGCAUUCCGUCUUGCAGCGCAAUGGGGCACCUUCUUAUACUUCGUCAAACUACACAAGGCCGAAGACAAUUUAAGGCCGAAAAAGAACGCCUGCACUGUUAUCCUCCCCAUGGCCGAUACAGAGCAGCAAAGAUUCGAGGAGUGUCUGACGUCUUGUUUGUUAAACAAGGUCCAUGGAAUCAUCAUCGUGACGAGCAGUGAUACGCGUCUGGAGAUAGAUGGUAUGAUGGACCGAUUCCGAAAGCGCUUUACCAUGACCCGGAUCGGCGUCGCUGGGACAGAUAAAACGGGGAAAUGCGACAUGAUCAUUGAAGGUAUCAGAUUGGCUCAGACCGAGAUCAUUGUUCUCAUAGACACGAGUGUCUUUUGGCCCUACUACUUCAUGGAUCGACUUUUGGUAUCGUUAAAUGGCCACGUCGGAUUUGCAAUGAUUCAGCAGCAGGUUCGUCGUUUCAGACUGCCGUUUAAAGAAGUAUUCCCUCCUGCUCAGGGGGGUCAGUCAGAAUCUACGAUUGAGAUCUCUUCAGGGAAAGAGGUCGCUCGAGCCAUAGCUUGUCAAAAGGGUCUUCUUCAGCAUCCUGACUUCAGGGCCUCAUUCAAACGAGCACAGCCGGCGGAUUCGACUUCCUAUGAUGAAAAUCGUGCAGCGCAGUUCUUUGAAACAUGGGCACUGGAGAAGAGAUCUGAGAUCUCGAAAGAAUAUUCUGGUCAGAAUGCAAUUGAGCCACCUGCCCGAACAACACCCGAGUCUAAUGUCUGGACACACCGUUUAUUCCACUGGUACCGGUACACGCGACAAGCCGUGAGAAUGAGGCUCGGAUAUCUACUAGUCACUGCAACUCGUUGGAAGAACCUGCCAUAUCAAGCCCGCACUAGCCAUGGACCGGCUUUCUUCAUUUUAGCGUUUGUUGUUGACGGUAUAAUAUCGUCGCUCAUCAUGGUCAGUCCACAUCCAAAUCUACUGAAGCUGCGAGUACUCGGAGACGUGGUUUUUGGGUCCGAAAUCACAAAUCAGAUACCUUUCUACACCCGGGGGGUAAUCCCAUUGUCAGAGGCCAUUAAAUACACCCUCUUUGUCUGGCUCCACGGUCGUAUUAGAAUAUGGGCUCUAAUCUAUCUUUGCUUCAAUAUCUUUGGAGAGACGGCUAUGUUUUUGGGAAACAAUGACCGCGAUAAUAUGAGCGGCUCUGCAUCCAGUCCACCAUCACCGCCACCAGCACCGAGUGAUCCUGAACCGAGCGACUCGUAUAUCCAACCAUCACAGCAAAUUGUAGCCGGAUAUGAACAGCCCGCCAACGCCAGGUCUAGCACACCCCCCAGAACUGGCGACCCUAUUCAACGAGUAAGGAACGAUCCGACGUAUAGCCCAGGUUCACCACCGUCCCGACGCGACUACGGGACCCAGACAUCGCCACCUGAAAGGAGUGUACGGUGUCAGGCUCCACCAGCGCCGGCGGCCAGAGCUCAAUCACCAAGUUCACCAGUACAAACGCACCAGGAAUCGCCUCGCCAUCCUCCGAAUGCCCCCAAUGAGGCAAGCCGGCUGCGCGAGCAAGUCUUUCCAACAGUUGAGGAAGGCGGCUUUUCAUUUGAAGAGCCAUGCAGGCGCGAAAGGCAGCGCGCGUCGCGGUCUCUCAGCCCAACAAGCCAAGACCGUCCGGAGUCAUCCGAGACCGCUGGUCAACGCCCGCAAGACGAGCCUUCUAGGCCUGAAACACGCAGGAGAGCAGCUCGAAGACAGGGAUCAAAUGAUACAGAAUACCGCCCUUCAGUAUCCGAUCAAAGAUCUCCCAGCAUCCAGGGAAGCCACGAAGACGCUAGCAGAGACGGCGGCCUUGGUCUUCACCGACCAAACUUCACUCCCAGCCGGCGUGCUUCCAGUCACCCUCCUCCUUCAAGCCUAAGCCAGCAGCAGCCUGUCUUGGGCUCUCCUCUUCGACGGUUUCCGCCUCCUGUAAAUCAAGAACCUCAGCGUCCACCGGAAAGACCGGCUCGCGGUGAGGGUAACGCUCCUGAAAGAACUGUGCGGAGGACCAUCGAACCAAUACCGUCGCUGCCACCCUCCACCUCCACUGCACCUUCAGGCCCCCCUGAGGCUGAGUCCCCUGCCCCUGCGCCAAAGGCGAAAAGUAAAGCUAAACGCGCCCAACCAAAGCCCAGCGAAGCCCCUGUAAGAAGGUCAACAAGGGCAACCAGGGCGAAGCCCAAGGAUUGAGGUAAGGCGCAUACUGAGGAUUGUUGAAUUAAGG
Molecule: messenger RNA, 2638 nt
Organism: Aspergillus steynii IBT 23096
Lineage: Eukaryota; Fungi; Ascomycota; Eurotiomycetes; Eurotiales; Aspergillaceae
Exons: 1
Coding region: 1-2604 (867 amino acids)
Source: RefSeq, a predicted model, not a curated record